AUGAAAGUCAACGUCAACAGAGAAAGCAACCCGCAUGUUGUCGGAGACCCUCUUAUAAACCAACCUCCCGCCACCCGGGGCCCCUUCAGGCCCAGGGACCCCAGUUUCUUGAAGUCCCAGGUAGAGAAGCGCCGGCGGGAGAGAAUGAACUGCAGUCUGGAGCGUCUGAGGUCCAUGUUGCUUCAGGAGUCACAGCAACCGGAUGUGACCCACAGAGUGGAGAAAGCUGAGAUACUGGAGCACACGGUGCUCUUCCUGCAGAAAACAGCCAUAGGAGACACAAAGACAGCUGCAGGAGGAGGCCAACAACACUCCUUCCAAGACGGCUUCUCAACCUGCCUGCAGAGAGCUGCUUGCUUCCUGGGACCUCAAGGGAAAGGACUGCGGCUGGCAGCAACGCUGGAUGCAACUUUUGCUGCUCGCUUUCCCCUCUCUGACUCUGGAGGCAUCAAAGCUGCAGCUAAAGUCCACUCCUCCAGCUCUCUGCCUCACACAAACUUUUCCCAGCUCAGUCCCCAGACGAUGAAGCAGAAGUCCAAGCUCAGACUGAAUGUGCACGCCUUCAGUAGGAACACUGUAGUUCAUUCUCAGCAGCUUCCGCUCCAUCACUGGUAUCCCAGAGUUCCCCAACAGCCCCAGAGACCAAAUCAGCUUGAGAUCAGGGUGGAGAGACGGGCGAGCAAGCAGAGUCCGUCCCGGAGCCCCCCAGUCAGCCAGUCUUUGUGGAGGCCCUGGCCCUGA
Molecule: messenger RNA, 741 nt
Organism: Myripristis murdjan (pinecone soldierfish)
Lineage: Eukaryota; Metazoa; Chordata; Actinopteri; Holocentriformes; Holocentridae
Exons: 3
Coding region: 1-741 (246 amino acids)
Molecular function (GO): protein dimerization activity
Source: RefSeq, a predicted model, not a curated record